This is a messenger RNA of Adelges cooleyi (spruce gall adelgid), 2257 nucleotides long. RefSeq names its product zinc finger and BTB domain-containing protein 14-like. Gene Ontology annotation, molecular function: protein binding. The transcript has 8 exons. Gene Ontology annotation, biological process: regulation of transcription by RNA polymerase II. Lineage: Eukaryota; Metazoa; Arthropoda; Insecta; Hemiptera; Adelgidae. The coding region runs from base 661 to 2019 and encodes 452 amino acids. The record is from RefSeq and is a predicted model, not a curated record. Gene Ontology annotation, cellular component: nucleus.
AUUAUUUUCGACGUUUGAAUGCGAAUAUUAUACUGUGGGUACCCUAGUUUUGCGUUUCACGGUUUAAUGACCUUCUUGAUAUCGGUUUUAAAUUUAAUAUAUUAUUAAAUCGUGUUUUUUCAUUGCACUACGACCAUAGCCGCUGUUGGUUUCUUUUACUUUUUUUUUUGUUUUUCAUAUUCACAUUUCACCGUCGUCCGUCCGGUCCAUUCGUUUGUGUGUGUUUGUGCGUGUGUGUGCGUACGUUGAAUUUUGAGACUAGUUUAUAUCGCACCGCAUAUUAUCGUUUGAAUUUAUGUACAUACAUAUAUAAUCUAUAUAUGCAUUAUAUUUUUCUUAUCCGACAAAAAAAAAACGCGCGCACACACUCGCACAGUCGAUUUCGAUUGCUGGACGUCGAUCGUUUCCCCGAACUCAGAAAAAUUUUUCAUUUCCUCUUGGCCGCCAGUCGAUAUUAUUGUUAGCCGUGGUUCGUGAUAAAAAAUCACUCUGACUACCUUUCCUUUUGGCGUGUGCACACUCCCAACAAUCAAAACGCAAAGGCGUUCAGAAAUCAGCCGAAAAAAAAAUAAAAUCUGGUUACAACAGUACAUUUUCUAGUGUUAUGGUAGAUUAAUAGAGUAAAACAUUAGUCUCAAAUAGACUGUAUUAACAACAUCAAUGCGGCAGACUACAGAAGAUACCAUGAACGUUUUGGCACCACAACAAUAUUGUUUACGUUGGAAGUAUCAUCACUCAAACUUACAGGCAAUGUUCUCUCAACUUUUAGAAAGAGAGAGUUAUUGCGAUGUCACUUUAGCAUGUGAAGGAAAAACUUUGAGAGCGCACAAGGUGAUGCUCUCAGCUUGUAGUACCUAUUUUGACACUAUAUUAUCGCAGCAUGACGAAAACAAAGCAAUAGUCAUAUUAAAAGAUGUUAAGUUUUCUGACAUUCAAGCACUUGUCAGUUUCAUGUAUAAAGGAGAAAUAAAUGUUGAAAAUACUGAACUUUCUUCAUUAUUGAAAACUGCUGAAGAGCUAAAGAUAAAAGGUUUAGCCGAGGUGUCAUGGAGAUCGGACGAAGAACAACAGAGUCACACAUAUACUGCUACUGCUAACGAACCUAGUAUAAGUAAAAAAAGAAAACUAGAGUCUUUGCAUACCACUACUAACAUUAAGAAAGAAUUUUCUGACAAACCAAAAGUAAAUUUUGAUGAUAUGGAUACAGCAGAUGCUGACGAUGGGUCUGAACCCGAUCAAUCGAUUUGGGAACCUGAGAUGCAACAAGUAGUCGAUUCAGAAAAUGUAGGAGUUUCAAAGAAAACGACACUUACGUCGAAUGUUACCUCUUAUACCUCGGAAGAAGAUAGAGGAAACAGUACUACCACAAUUAGUCAAGGGUUUAGCGAACAGCCAGCUCAUGUUCCUGAUUUAAGUCAGUUUUCUGAUGUGAUGAAAAUGAAUGAUUACCUGGAAUCCGGUGGUCGUCGUCCACAGUUUUGGGAAGAGCCAUUUACAAAACGUCUAAUGGAAGCUAUAAAAAAUAAAGAACUCGAAAUGAAAGUAGCAGCAGAGUUAAUGGGAGUUUCCUACGGCACUCUUUACGGUCGAUACCGGGACGCAUAUGGUUGUCUAAAACAUCCGUAUAGGGUUCGAGAUUUUUGGUUGGAACAAGGGCCAGCUGAUGUUUUAGCUAAGUUGCAACGAAAAGAACUGACUUUGUUUCGUGCAGCUGAAAUUCUCAAUGUCACUGUAACUACUUUGGCAAAUUAUUUGUCAACAAUGCGACAAGGCGACAAUCCACUAACAGUAGCCAAUACCACUUCGAAUGCUACUGAUAGGUCGACAUUGAGUGUCGAGGGAAUGAUGUCAGAAAGUGAUAGAGAACAAGACUCCGACGACGACGAAGACAAUAAAGAAGAAGCCAAUAUUUUGAUGACAAGCACCAGCAACGCUCAAUCUCAACAAAACAUACCAGACAUCACUGUUGUACGUACUCCGAGUACUAUGUCAAAAAUUAACAACCUAAAUGGUAACUAGCGCUAUAAGUUAAACAAAAUUAAUUGGCUAGGCUCCCAUAUGACUUACACUGAACUUUAAGUAUGUAAUGUGACCUAAAGAUGAUGAUAAUGAUGAUAGCUUGCCAAUUUUUAAUAAUAUUGAUGUUUAUUCUUUACUUUGUUUUGUUUUGUUUAUUUUUUGUUUUUAAUUUAAUUUAAUUCUAUUAUUACUUUUAUCGCCAAAUACCUGGUGUGUUUAUUUUCAUAAAAGCUGGAAA